AUGGCCAACCAAAAUGAAAACCCCAUUCCUUCCCCCACCACCGAUGUUCCGGCGGACACCACCGCACAAACAGCCACUUUGGCCGAACACUGGAGCCCGAAUAUGCUCCAGCAGGCUCACCAUUAUGUCUCUAUCAAGUUGACAUCCACGAAUUAUCUAUUCUGGAGAGCUCAGCUUGUACCCUUUCUGCGUGGACAAAAUCUCUACGGAUUUGUCGAUGGCACAAACGCGUGCCCAUCAGAGUUCAUCUCCACCUCUUCGUCGACGGCGGCUCCGACACCGAAUCCCCUCCACGCUAUUUGGGUUCAACAGGAUCAGUCUAUCCUGAGUAUGCUCAUCUUGUCCUUAGCUGAAGAGGUAAUGUAUCUGGCUAUAGGACACACCACCUCCAAGUUUGUGUGGGUGGCUGUCGAGACAGCGCUUGGUUCAUUCUCACGAGCGAGGUCACUUAGCCUCCUCAGCCAGCUCCAGAACCUCCGACAAGAAGACAUGACGCCGACGGCGUAUCUUGGCAAGGCGCAGGUUCUUGUUGAAUAG
Messenger RNA from Ipomoea nil (Japanese morning glory), 537 nucleotides. RefSeq lists its product as uncharacterized. The transcript has a single exon. NCBI's taxonomy places the organism in Eukaryota, Viridiplantae, Streptophyta, Magnoliopsida, Solanales, Convolvulaceae. The record is from RefSeq and is a predicted model, not a curated record. Bases 1 to 537 code for a protein of 178 amino acids.